AUGCGAAUAGUUACUAUUCAAUAAAAUUUUGGAUAAUUCUUGGAAGAAUUCCUUACAUUAGCACUAAAGCAGAGAUAUAUUCUGCUAGUGAAAUUGUUACACUUAAAUCUUGAAGGUUUAAUUUAAUGUAAUUUAGAUGAUUAAUAGCCCAAUGGCCACAUAGCAAUAAAUUUAAACAGAACUCAAGUAAGGUUAUUAAUAAAGUUAGGUUUAACAAUACUCUAUUAUUUUAGAGUCAAUCCUAAAGGAAAUAUUAUUAGUAUUUUAUUAUAAUAUUUAUUAGAGCAAGAAAGAUUGA
Paramecium octaurelia is the source of this 298-nucleotide messenger RNA. The record is from the annotation of a GenBank genome assembly. Lineage: Eukaryota; Ciliophora; Oligohymenophorea; Peniculida; Parameciidae.